This is a messenger RNA of Eruca vesicaria subsp. sativa (arugula), 743 nucleotides long. The record is from the annotation of a GenBank genome assembly. NCBI's taxonomy places the organism in Eukaryota, Viridiplantae, Streptophyta, Magnoliopsida, Brassicales, Brassicaceae.
CAACCAAUACAAAGCAUUUUCUAAAACCUAAUCUCGAAUCUCAGAUUUGUUCUUUGCUACCUAGAAUCAAUGGCGCCCAAGGCAGAGAAGAAGCCAGCAGAGAAGAAACCAGUUGAAGACAAAUCAAAAGCCGAGAAAGCUCCAGCGGAGAAGAAACCAAAGGCCGGGAAGAAGCUCCCCAAGGAUCCCGCCGUCGCCGGAGACAAGAAGAAGAAGCGGUCGAAGAAGAGCGUGGAGACUUACAAGAUCUACAUCUUCAAGGUCCUGAAGCAGGUUCAUCCCGACAUCGGAAUCUCGAGCAAGGCCAUGGGGAUCAUGAACAGUUUCAUCAACGACAUCUUCGAGAAGCUCGCGGGUGAGUCUUCCAAGCUUGCGAGGUACAACAAGAAGCCGACGAUUACUUCCAGGGAGAUUCAGACCGCGGUGAGACUUGUGUUGCCUGGUGAGUUGGCGAAACAUGCUGUCUCCGAGGGGACUAAGGCUGUCACGAAGUUCACGAGCUCUUGAAGGAUGUGUUUGGGUUUGGUCUUUUGUUUCGAAUGUCUGAAUUUUAGGGUUUAGGGAAAUGUUCUUUCGUGUUUUUCCAGUAUCGUUUCGUUUGCAAUCUAGUUUUGUAAGUAUUGAUAUGUUUCGGAAUCUAUGUUUCAUCUCUUAUGUGUUACAAUCCUAUGCGUAUUUUAUAAUUGAAAGUCUUCUUUUUUAGCAAUUGAGUGUGUUAAAUUGAUCAAUUAACUUAAUUUUCG